AUGCUGGAUCUGAGCAAUCAUUUUGAAAUAUCCGUGAUUGGAAGCCGAGCUAGAGGGAACAGUUUGAUUGGUUCUGGUAGGAUAGGUGGAGAAAAGGCAGAAAGGAAGAAGGAGGAAGAGGAGGAGGAGGAGGAGGAGGAGGAGGAGGAGGAGGAGGAGGAGGAGGAUGAUGAUGAUGAUGAUGAUGAUGAUGCUGAUGAAAAGACGUCUGCAACUAAUGGCAUCACAGACUACAGCCACGAUCUCCAGGUCCUGGCUACGGGUAGUGCACUUGAUGAGUGUGUGUACCCAUCUCAACGAUUGAAGAUCGUCCACAAUGACUUCCCCAGACCCAGAAUCCCUCUUCCUGAUCCACCGCAUCCUUCUCUUGGACAGAACAGAUCCCUGAAUAGGCCAUCUCCACAAGCUGAUGAGCCACCAGAGAAAAAGUCAAAACUCUCGUCACCGACAAGUAACGCCCACAGUGCAGAACAAGUGGAAACGUCAGAUACAAAGAACGGAUCCCCCACCCUCCCACGACAAGACCCAACAUCCCAAACAAGAGGAUCAGAACAACCUGUAUCUGAAGACACAGAAAUGAAAGAUGCCUCCUCAGACCCCUCCCCAGCCAGCCUUCCCACUCCGGCAAGCUCCCUUCCUCCACAACUGCUCACGCUCCUCCGAACAAUUCAGUCAACUCUCCGCUCCAACUUCCCCACCUCCCCACCGCACACCUCUCAACGCCUCGCCGAACUGAUCCUUUCCCCCAAACAACACUACCGCAGCCUUCCCUCCUAUCUCCGCGCUCUCGACCGCAUAAUCACAGUCGCCUCCCCACUCUCCGCCUUCCCCCUCCCCACAAUAACCGGCCUCAGCAACGGCAUCAACCCUGAACCCGUCCUUUUCAAUGGCACCUCCCCCUCUCUCCAUCCUCCACCCCCAGCUCCUCCAUCGAAGAAAACGGCGGCUCAGACUCCACCUUCAUCGGCGGCGCAGAACUAA
Molecule: messenger RNA, 981 nt
Organism: Bacidia gigantensis
Lineage: Eukaryota; Fungi; Ascomycota; Lecanoromycetes; Lecanorales; Ramalinaceae
Exons: 3
Coding region: 1-981 (326 amino acids)
Biological process (GO): protein dephosphorylation
Cellular component (GO): cytoplasm; nucleus; protein phosphatase 4 complex
Molecular function (GO): protein phosphatase regulator activity
Source: RefSeq, a predicted model, not a curated record